Nelumbo nucifera (sacred lotus) is the source of this 698-nucleotide messenger RNA. NCBI's taxonomy places the organism in Eukaryota, Viridiplantae, Streptophyta, Magnoliopsida, Proteales, Nelumbonaceae. The record is from RefSeq and is a predicted model, not a curated record.
GCAGAUUCUUCAUUCCGCCACUUGUGUGAAGAACUCUCAACAAAAAUGGUGAAGGGACACCAAGGGAAGCGAGUCAGACUCUAUGUGAGAGGAACUGUCCUUGGAUACAAGAGGUCGAAAUCCAAUCAGUACCCAAACAUGUCACUGAUUCAGAUUGAGGGUGUGAACACCAAGGAGGUCACAUGGUACUGCCACAAGCAAUUGGCCUACAUUUACAAGGGCAACGUCAAGAACAGGACUCACUACCGUUGCAUUUGGGGAAAGGUUACCAGGCCGCAUGGUAACAGCGGAAUUGUCCAAUCGAAGUUCAAGUCCAACUUGCCCCCUAGAUUUAUGGGUUUGAAGGUCUGGGUGUUGAUGUAUCCAAGCAACAUUUGAGUGCCACAGUACAUGAAGAUGUCAAUUAACGGUGCAGUGGAUUAGUUUUUAGUUGAUUUCUUCACCUAUGGCUAAAAGAAUUUUGUAUGAAGGAGCUCUAUCCAGUUAUUUUGGAACUUAUAUUUGGUGGUUUUAAAUGGAGAAUAGUUAAUUUCUAAACUCUAAGCACCAAAACCCUGCACCCCUUAAAAGAACAAAACGUUUUCCUUCCCAACCCUUAAUACAACAAAGCCUCUGCCAUAGCCCAUAAAAAAUCCCAAGUAACAACAAGGAAAACAUUGCCCCAAAAGGCCCAAACCCAAAUUCCCAAAGCAUCUCAU